AGAAAACGGACUUGUGGUUCCCCGGCUGCGGCAGAUAGAACCAGGGGUAGCGGAGCGUCAAGGGAGGAUGGCUGGAGAAGGGUGGUCCCGGCAGUGAGGCUGCGGGCAAGGACAGCGCCUUCUCCCUCCCCUCAGGGGACCUGGAGAGGAGCGUCCAAUCCCUGUCCUUCUCAUCCUCCGGUGUCUCUGUGGUCUUUCACUGGGAGGAAGGCAGGACCAGGGCUGCUGUGAUGCUGAGCUGGCGGCUGAGCUGAGUGUUCAGCUGUGUUCAGCAGCGUCCUCACUUGUGCUCCGAGGCCUGUCCCCACUGUCCAUCUCUGGGAUGCAGUCGCUGGCUUGGGAAGGUGCAAGGAGGAGCAGGCCUUUGGCACCCGAGUCUCGAGGAGUAACUGAGGCCCAGAAAGAGAGACUGGUUCCCCCCAGGCCCCUCAGCAGUGAGAGGUACUUCCAGGCCUGCCUCCCUGCCUUCCUGCCCCCACACCCAGGCUCUUCAGGACCCUGAGAUGCCUUCGACCUGCCUGUGCCCGGAGAUGAGCCUAGUGGGUCCACAGGGCCAGAGUGAUUCCGAGUCUGCACGUGGAGGUCGGGUGGAGAUGGAUGGGCAGCGGUGUAGUCCACAGCAAAGCCCGCAGUAACCACCAGAUGCAUGGAAAGACGGCUCCUCUGAAGAGCCCUGUGUCCUGCACAGAGAAGCUAGACAGGGUCCAGGCACCCCUGAACUCCAGUCUGCACUGGCCACACGGCUUGAAGGGCGAAGAGAUAACGAAAUGCAGGCGAGAAGAGACACUACUGAGUAAAUACAACCAGCAGUACCACAAGCUGUUCAAGGACAUCCCCUUGGAGGAGGUGGUGCUCAAAGUGUGCUCCUGUGCCCUCCAGAGGGACCUUCUUCUCCAGGGCCGGCUCUACAUCUCCCCCAACUGGCUCUGCUUCCACGCCAGCAUCUUUGGCAAGGAUAUCAAGGUGGUCAUUCCUCUGGUGUCUGUGCAAAUGAUCAAAAAGCACAAGAUGGCACGGCUCCUGCCCAAUGGCCUGGCCAUCACCACCAACGCCAACCAGAAGUAUAUUUUUGUGUCACUGCUCUCCCGGGACAGCGUAUAUGACAUGCUGAGGAGGGUCUGCACUCACCUCCAGCCUUCCAGCAAGAAGAGUCUGAGUGUAAGAGAAUUUCCAGAGGAACCUGAGUGCGAGUCUCUGGAAGUCCUCAUCCCCGAGAUGAAGUGGAGAAAAGUGUGCCCUGCCUCCAGGUCCCUGUCCCUCCAAGCCAACAUCCCUUGUAUCCCUCGGGCAUCCAUGGACGCCAUAGACGGCUUCUUCCCUUCCAGAAAACCUCCAGGGUCUGAAAACGCUGUCUGUGCGGAGGAGAUGCUGGAGGAGGAGCCCAGGGCUGACACGGAGUCAAGGCUGUGGGAUUACCCGCUCCUCAAGGUCUUCUUCGUGCUGAUCUGCCUCUUGGUCGUGUCCUCGUCCUAUUUGGCAUUCCGCAUCUCCCAGCUGGAACAGCAGUUAUGCUCCCUGAAUUGGGAUGGCCCAGUCCCUGGGCACAGGUAACGCCCACUGGGCCUUGGUCUCCAUCCCGCCAAGAAGAGUGCUCGGGUGCUAGUUUCCAUCAGCAACCCCGUUGGGUUGAUGCUGCUGCCAUGCCAGGAAUGACUAGGAAGAAAAAUAUUCCAGCUCCCUCCUUCCCCAACUCUUCGCCCUCUUCCAAUGAGUGAUCUGAAGUACCUGUUUACAGAGCUCCUACAAUAUUUGGACUCAGACAAACAGCUAGAUUUUUGGAACCAGCUGAGGAGUUCUGUACACUAAGCUUCAGCAACCACUUAAAUGAAAAAAAAAAAAAUUAACUCUUUCCUUGGAAACAGUUCUGGCACACAGGCAGAGCAUGAGGGGCCGCUCCAAGGGACAAAGACCAUGCUUCGAUACCUGGAACGCAGCUCGCUGACUGUCACAUGGCUCACUCCAGUGGGACAGUGGUGGGACAGAGGCCAGAACCCAAACCACCAGUGGGGGCCCUGCUCUCUCCCGUGUGCUGAGAGUCUGUUCUGGAGCCCAAAGGGCUUCUCUGCAGGGAUCCAGGCACCUACCUAUCAGGCCAAAGGGGAAGUGGGGGGCAAGCUAUGAAAGAGGACGAGGCUUGUGACCAGCAUUCCGACAAGAGAAUGCUCUGUGCUGAGGCUCGGUUCUGGCCCCUCAUGAGGAGGCUGGCGGAAUCUGGGAGGACACUUCUGCAGCAGGGGUCAGUGGCAAGGGCUGCGAAGGAGAACAGAGUCCAACCUUCCAUAUCUUCAGCUGCCAUUUCCUAGUGAAACGGGGAGCAGGGCCUUUGAUCACAGAUGGGUACUGAAUCUCCCCAUGGUGUGCCCAAAUAUUUCCAAGGUGCCGCAGGUGGAAAGUAGGUAUGACAAGGGUUGUGGCUUUGAUCUGAGGUCUUGCUUUGUAAUCCCUGCCUGACUACCAAGAUCUCAGAUAUGCCAGCAGCAGCUGGUUGCGGGGGCUUGGCUGUGGACUGUCGGGCACCAUAGGGCAGAGCUCACUCGUGUCACCUGCAGCUGUUCCAUGGGCUCUGUUCUCCAUGAAUAAGGUGGAGGUGUCCAAAGUGGGUCUGGUACAGUGCAGGGACCAAGCCAAGGGGGUCUGUCUGAUAUCUUUGGGGACAGGGGAGGUAGGGGGUUGGAAGGGUAGACACAAUGGUGGCUUCGCCUUAGAGAUUCCUCCUUCUCUGUCAAGAGAAGCUAUUCUGAAAAAGCUUCUCCGUGUCUCAGAACUCUGGCCUGCCCUACCUGGGACUCCUGUCUGCUAGGACAGUGCCGUUGGAGGUUCUGGAAGGGCCUUAGUGAGGCGGCCAGUGGUAUCAGGGAAAGAUACGGGUGAUGGGGUGGGUGGUGUCAGAACAGCCACUGUUUUCCCCUCUUCAGACACCUGAGAGGUUAAUCGGGGAGAAACCCGGGUGGAAAUUAUUUAUCAUGGAGUCAUGAUUGUCUGUCCUGUUUGUGACAAAAUCCAAAAGAGGAUCGGGGGGACUGACAGUAGGUGACAGCUCCCUAAGCUCAGACUGGAGGCCUCUUCAUCCUCUCCCCAUGCCAGGUUCCAGGAUUAUGUUUAGAGCCUGGCCUUGUGGAUUGCUUGCACCAAAUCUGUACGUCUCAGGUGAAACUCACUGUUCUGUUCUCCCUACAGUGCCACACUGGAUGAAUAGCCAUCUUUUUUGGGAACCAGCCCCCUUCAUCACUCCUUUCCAUCAUGUUUUCAGGGAAAUAAUCCUACUUGCCCCAGCGCCUCCCCUCCCAUUCCUUGCUGAAGAGUAGGGAGAACAGAUCCAUUCUCUGAGCCUUGCUAAGUUGAACCAGAGGCCAGGAGAGGUGCCAAGUCAUAGGCGACUGUUCCAAACGCUGAUGAACAUACCCAGCCAUGCCCCAGCCUCAGAAAGGGCAGGAGGGCUGUCGGGUCGGUGGCUUUGGGGGCCCUCUUAGGGUCCAGGGGUACGGGUAUGCCUGUCCCUCUGCAGGGUCCGCUCUCUGUUUUUCCCUUCUGUCCCCCAGCCUGGUCCUCUGGGGCCAGUGUACCUUCUGCUGUGCUCAUUUAUAAACUAUGUGUAUUUAUUCAGAUUUGCUUGCAUUGGCUGAUGCUCCUCUAAUUCCGAGAGUUUGGUUCAACUAUCCUUGGGUUGUUCCACUAUGGCAUUAGCCUCUGAAAAU
Molecule: messenger RNA, 3695 nt
Organism: Rhinolophus ferrumequinum (greater horseshoe bat)
Lineage: Eukaryota; Metazoa; Chordata; Mammalia; Chiroptera; Rhinolophidae
Gene: GRAMD2A
Product: GRAM domain containing 2A
Exons: 14
Coding region: 598-1551 (317 amino acids)
Biological process (GO): regulation of store-operated calcium entry
Cellular component (GO): endoplasmic reticulum membrane; organelle membrane contact site; extrinsic component of cytoplasmic side of plasma membrane
Molecular function (GO): phosphatidylinositol-4,5-bisphosphate binding
Source: RefSeq, a predicted model, not a curated record